Cordyceps fumosorosea ARSEF 2679 is the source of this 837-nucleotide messenger RNA. RefSeq lists its product as hypothetical. The transcript has 4 exons. The coding region runs from base 1 to 837 and encodes 278 amino acids. NCBI's taxonomy places the organism in Eukaryota, Fungi, Ascomycota, Sordariomycetes, Hypocreales, Cordycipitaceae. The record is from RefSeq and is a predicted model, not a curated record.
AUGGCACCAGCCUCCAAAGCAAACUACAAGUCCUACGAGGCCCAGGCCCGUCUGGUUCGCGCCAUCGUCGCGGCUCAUCCGACAACCAAAUGGAACUACAAAGAAAUUGCUGCCUGCUACGGCUCAGACAUGACAGAGCAUGCCCUCAACCACCGCUUCCGGCACAUUCGGGCACAGAGCGAGAUCAUCAUGGAAGGGCGCAAGGCCAACCUUGACGUGAAGGAUCUCACUACGGAUGAAUCCUCUCUGCCCAAGACUGUUGGUGCCGUAGAUAAGCAAAACAUUGCAAAGUAUUUUGGCCAGUCCACCGCGGACGGCAUCCAAUUCCAGUUUCGUAGCAUCAAGAAGGACGCGGAUAAGAUGCGCGCCGUUGCUGACAGCGGUGGCGACCCUUCGGCCUGCCUUGAUCUGGGCUCCGCCAGCGCCGCCGGCACCGCCUCUACCGUUACGCCCAGCUCGACGCCCAAGACGCCUCGCUCGCGCGGCGUCGCCAGCAUGCCCGCCUCGGGCGCCAGCACCGGCGGCAGCCGCACCGUCAAGCGCAGCCGCUCCACCGCCGCCGUUAAGCGAGCUGGAGCGCGUGCGCGCCCGGGCUCGCUGCCCAUGCACGUCCGCAACGACGCCGGCGCCCGGCCCUCGGCUGCGUUCGCCACCGCCGCGUCCGCUGCGCCGCGUGCUCGCGCGUCGCUGUUCGGUGACGUUCCUGCCUUUCGGCCGCAGCCACCGUCGACUGCUGGGAAGACGGCCGGUAGCGAGUUCCUCACCGGCGGCUCUGGAGGCCUGUCGGCGGAGAAUUCGUACUUUGAUGACUAUGACCCUUAUGAGGGUGAGAUCUAG